This is a messenger RNA of Psylliodes chrysocephalus, 1426 nucleotides long. The record is from the annotation of a GenBank genome assembly. NCBI's taxonomy places the organism in Eukaryota, Metazoa, Arthropoda, Insecta, Coleoptera, Chrysomelidae.
AUGUACAAGUGGGUCACGGUGUUUGCUCAAGAUUAUGAAGUUACUGAAAUCCAGUGCACGUUCGCUUUAGGCAACAGUAUCGGAACCAGGGAUUCCAUCAUAGCAAAACUAAAGAAACCGGACGGAUUCAAAGGGCAUCCGCUAUUCGCUGACGAUCGAGGAGUGGACGCAGAAACGGAUGCAUCCUGUCAAAUCAGGCCUGAUCUCAACGAUGCCACAGGAAUGAAAUAUAAUUUGAAGAUUUUGGAUUUCAGUAGGUGUGGGGUGCUAAAGAGGAACGGAUUCGUCCAUGUCAGGGUGUGGUUCCCGCAGUUUCCGGGUGUGGUGAUGCAAUCGGACCAAGAGCUGAUAAUUAUGUGCAAACCUCCCGAACCCACGGUCAUUGAAAAUAAAGCAGCGGGGUUCGCUGGUAGCUUCCCUCACGGCGCUAGGGUGUCAGGUGUGGUCGAAGAAACUCCCGGUCGUCUAGAAUACGAAGUGGCCUUGUAUAAAGAAGCGCCUGCAGCCAGAAUUAGUAAUACAUCAGCAACUAGUAACGAACUUCCAGUGGACCAGGCGGUUCCUAUAGGUACGAAACUACAACUCAGAGCGAGGAUCAGUCCGGAUUCUGCCUGGAAAUACGUCAAAUUAAUGGAAGUGACUGUUAGUCCGGAUCCCGAUGAUCCGCACAUGAGCGGCAGCGUGGCUUUGGUUAAAGAUGGUUGCCGCAAUAGAGACUUCUCGUCCAUCAUCCCCCACCAACCAGCUAGAUACAGAGAACGUCCGAACGAAGUGUUUCUAGACUUCGAAGCGUUCCUCCUCAGCACCAUGAAAGAACGUUCGACCUUGUGGAUCCAUUCCCAAAUCAAAGCCUGCAUGGAGGCCAUAGACUGCCAACCAGAUUUCUGCCUGGACCUGUUCGAGCCCUCGGGACACGGCAGGAAGAAGAGGAACGCCGAAAUCAUAGAAAUCGUCGAACAGACGCAUUUACCAGCGCUUGCGCAAAACGGUACACAAUUUACGAAAAUUAAAGGUAACCUGGAAUACACUGUUCUCAUGCCAGGUGAAUUCUACCACCGAAAUCCUGGUUUGGAAGGCAGUUGUAGCACGUUCUUAGUUGUAGCCGCCAUUUUAGGUGCUCUACUAUUCCUGUCGGCUUUUAUUAUGUGUUGGUUGGCUACUAAACUACACACGGCUCUAGUAGGGGUUAAUAGUGAUGGAAAAAACAUUGAUCAGCUCGUCAGGGAUAGCAGGAGGUAUUCCGAUUCGGGAUAUACGGGAAGGGCUACGACUCAGUGACCAAAGUUAUUUUAGUUUGGGUGUUUUGGGUAUUUGGGCUGUUUUUUUUUAAUCGUAUAAGAGUUCAAGGUGUUUUGAUAAACUGAAUAAUAUUGAAAAGUAAGCUAUAUAAAAAUUCGUCAUUUUAUGUUUGAUACGUUGAAUGGAG